Messenger RNA from Drosophila teissieri, 1678 nucleotides. RefSeq lists its product as uncharacterized. The transcript is spliced from 4 exons. NCBI's taxonomy places the organism in Eukaryota, Metazoa, Arthropoda, Insecta, Diptera, Drosophilidae. Gene Ontology annotation, cellular component: nuclear body. Gene Ontology annotation, biological process: positive regulation of DNA-templated transcription. The coding region runs from base 82 to 1653 and encodes 523 amino acids. The record is from RefSeq and is a predicted model, not a curated record.
AGUCUUGUUAUUGUUAUGAUUUGAUUAAGCAAAAUUAUAUCUAUUGCUUGCAUUGCGAAUUUUGAGCAAAAACGUUUAAAAAUGAGCAAAUUCUCGCUCUUCAAUGGCCACUAUGAGGACGACCACGAAACAGAGCAGAAAUACGCACACCUAAUGAAUCUGGGAAAUGCGAAUCACUUGGUGUCGGAAAACAGUUCUGGAAAAGCCAGUCGCUGCAAGUGGACCGGCGCAGAGGUGGAGACCUUUCUGGGAAUCAUCCACCAACUAAAACUGCAAGCUGCACUGCGGAGGGCGAGGAGCAAUGCAAAGGUGUUUCGGAUGGUGUCCAGGGAAAUGGCCAGACGCCACUGCCCCAAGAGUCCAAAGCAUCUGAGAGCGAAGUUCUAUCAGAUGCGGCGUCAGUAUGCAAGGGCGCGGAAUGGCGGCGAGCCGUUCGAGCAUUUUGAGGCGGUCCACGAGCUGAUGCAGGGAGAAGAUGUAUCUGAUCUGGAUGAUGAGGGGCUAGAGAGUGACACCGAUGCGGAGGCCGACGAGGACCAGUCCGGUAUGAUCUCGGAAACCGAAGGAGACGAUGCUUUGGAUGCCUCUGGCUCUUCCAUUAACAUCGUUACCCGCUGCAAGUGGGCAGAGGGCGAAGUGGACCUCCUCCUAGAACUGAUCCACACUCUUGGUCUGCGGGCCGCUUUGCUGCAAAAGCGCAAUGCCAAGGUCUUCAAGCUGCUGGCCAAAGAGAUGGCAAAACGCAACUGCCACAAGGGUGCAGAGAAGCUGCGCAUCAAGUUCCAGCAGCUGCGGCGAUUGUACAACAAGGUCAAGAACGGCACGGGGGAAACGUUCGAACACUUUGAGGCGAUGCGACUGGUCCUGGAUCCCACCGAAGAGGAGGCGGCCGCAGAGGUUGAAGCGGAAGCCCAUCUUAGCAGCGCAAGCGAUAGUGAUUUUAACGACAGCGAUGAGGACGACGGUGAUGCAUCACAGAGAAGCGGAGCGCACUUUUGGACAGACGAAGAGGUCGAUUCGUUUCUACUCAUUAUUCGGGACAAUGGUUUCUUCCGCGCCUUGGAUGGUUCCCGGAAGCGCAACUUCCAGACUCUGGUGCACAUUUCCAACAUCUUGGCUAAGCAGGCCAUCAAACGCACUCCCCACCAGCUGCGCAAUAAGCUGAGACUACUCUGCAAGCGUCACCGAGAGGCCAAGGAGCACGGGCUAGAUAAUGUACGCAUUCUGCCUCGCCACUUUGAGCUCUUCGAUGAACUGAUACAGGCACCGCGGGAAAACAAGAAAAGUGCUAUUCCGAGGCCCAUUCGCGGCAGCCAACCGUUCUUUCCCAAGCCGCCAGGCAAAAGAAGGGUUUCCCCUGCGAGUGACAGCGAAGACUCCAGCUCCACCUGCGAUCUCCUAAGAGCGGCUGCCGAAAGCGAGGACUAUGAGGACGCCAUACAGAUGGAGGCUGAACCAACGCCCAUUGAAGCACUUACUGCCAUCAUGGAAGGUCAAAAGCAGUUGCUUGCGCAGAUCAAAACCACCAACGAGAGCUUCCUGCGGCAGCAACGCGAGCAGCAGCAUCAAUUUCUGGAACAAGUAUCCGACCUAAUGCGUCGAGAUCGAGAGGAGACCCUACGCAGGAUCAGUGAAAUGCUGCAACCGAAGUAGAAGAAAUAGCCAACUCAAGCUUCUA